Dentiscutata erythropus is the source of this 170-nucleotide messenger RNA. The record is from the annotation of a GenBank genome assembly. NCBI's taxonomy places the organism in Eukaryota, Fungi, Glomeromycota, Glomeromycetes, Diversisporales, Gigasporaceae.
AUGGAAAGGGCAUUAACAUUAUAUGAAAGAGAGAUAGAUAAUCAUAACUUUAUAAAUGCUUUUGAUAACUUAAUAAAGCUAUUAGUUAAAGAAAUUAGUGAAUGUCAGGAUUUGCUACAAGCCAAUAGGCAACAAAAAACAUGGCAGAAAAGUGGAAAACUUGCAUUUUG